Molecule: messenger RNA, 1509 nt
Organism: Prunus mume (Japanese apricot)
Lineage: Eukaryota; Viridiplantae; Streptophyta; Magnoliopsida; Rosales; Rosaceae
Source: RefSeq, a predicted model, not a curated record
CAAAAAUAGUUUCCAGGAAGCUUUGAUUGUUUUUUGGUUGAUAGAGUCUUUAAAAUUGACGCCAAAAUAACGGGAAAAAAAGGACCAACCCGACCCGUUCCACCUCAGGGUCAGAGGGAGAGAGAGAGAGAGGUUAGACGGAAAUCAUUUGGUUGCUUGCAGUCGACGAUGGUCUAGGGUUCUGGUAAGCAAGAGCAGGAGGUCAGCUGCAGAAGCACCAUGGCCAUGAAAUUCCUUCAACUGCUUUUCUUUUUCAGUUUUCAGCUUCGUCUCUCAUUCUCUGGACAGACAAUCAUGAUGGAGUCAGUUCCUGAUCUUCAGAGUUCAAUGUACAUGACACUUGAUGGAUAUCCUUGUGUACGGCUACUCAAUCUUUCUGGUGUGAUUGGUUGUUCAAAUCCUGGAAGAGUGAAGGUUGUCGCUCCAAUUAUAAGAUUAAACAAUGCUACUGAGCUGUCUCAGUUAUCUGCAGUUUUGCUGUCAGUGGAUGAAAUUCAAAGUUUUCUUACCAGAAUAUUGAAUGAUUCGACUUUUGCUAAAAAUGUUGCUGGUAUCUUGGUUGAAUCAAGCCCUGAGUUCCAAAGUAAGUUAAAAGGAUUCUCUCCAGAUCAAAAGUUCCCACAAUCUGAAUUUGCUCCUUAUCAAAGCAUCAACUACGAAUGGAACCCAAUUGUAAGUUCUUUUAUGUAUUUGUUUUUGUUUGUAUCUGUAUGCAUGUAUAUAUAUAUGCUGCUAACUAGUGCUGCCAUAAAGAAUGAGAAGAACGUAAAAUCUUAUACAGCUGACGUGGCUGAGUUUGAUCUGGUGAUGCAGACAACGAAAGCUGGGACUCAUGAUUCAGAAUCUUGUCUAAAGGAAAAUACUUGCCUUCCCUUAGGUGGAUACAGUGUUUGGUCAUCGCUUCCCCCAAUCAAUUUUUCAUCAUCAGAGCAGUCUAAGCCCAUUAUACUCGUGGUGGCGUCGAUGGAUUCAGCUUCAUUUUUCCGUGACAAAGGCCUUGGCGCUGACUCCCCUAUUUCUGGGCUGAUUUCAUUGCUGGCAGCAGUCGAUGCACUUUCUCAUGUGGAUGGUCUGGAUGACUUUAAUAAACAGCUUGUUUUCAUUGUUUUCACUGGAGAGGCCUGGGGCUACCUUGGUAGCAGGAGGUUUUUGCUUGAACUUGAUCUGCAGUCUGAUGCUGUUAGUGGCCUUAAUUACUCAUUGAUUGAGAAGGUUGUGGAAAUUGGAUCUGUUGGAAAGGGCCUCAACCAAGGAGUUAAGAACUUUUUUGUUCAUACAACUGGGGUUUCUUCUGCCACAAAUGAGACAUUGGAUGCUUUAAAGCGUGCCCAAGAUUCAGUCAAGUCUGAAAGCUUUACAAUCUCAUCUGCAAAUGCUUCAAAUCCUGGGAUACCUCCAUCCUCAUUGAUGACUUUUCUGAGAAAGGUUUGUAACAGUACAGUUGAAAUCCUUACUUUUGUUAGCUACUUCCUAAUUUAUGUCUCUGUUAUUUUGUUCUUGCUCAUGUAA